Cooperia oncophora is the source of this 588-nucleotide messenger RNA. The record is from the annotation of a GenBank genome assembly. NCBI's taxonomy places the organism in Eukaryota, Metazoa, Nematoda, Chromadorea, Rhabditida, Trichostrongylidae.
AUGACGCUGAUUGGCACAACAGUCCCGCAACUUCCAGUACUUUCUUCGGCGUUCGUCACAGAUGGCAUCACUACCGCGCUCACCAAGGAGGUAUCUAAUGUCUGCAAGUCUUCCGUAGACGUGAAUAGAGCAAGCUGCACAUGCAGUAGUGGAAACAUCAGAAAGAACAUCAAGAAAGCCAUCUCUUCACGUCGUCAUGAAAAACGUCAUGAUUUACCGAAACGGAAAUCAGUGGAAGCAAAAAUGAACGUAGGAACACAAACUGAAAUUAACCUCUUUAAUGGAAAAUGUACAUGCAUAGCGGUCGUCUCAGACGUCAUCAGAUGUUACCACUGUCUCAAAGGCGGGAAUUUUCCUGCCACUUCAAGCGCUAACGAAAUAACAGCAGAAAUCAGUUGCGGUUCUCAGCAACAAGUGGCCGUAUGUACGAGAACAGGCCAUGUGAACACAAUAACAUUCAACUUCGAAACGCCUACAGUGAAAGAAAACUGCACGUUACGAUGCCCCGGAGGUCUGACGAAUUUCGUCAUCAGUGGAAACUCUCGAAUGCCAAGUCUUCACUUUGAAAACAAACUACUACGAAAGUGA